Molecule: messenger RNA, 192 nt
Organism: Dibothriocephalus latus
Lineage: Eukaryota; Metazoa; Platyhelminthes; Cestoda; Diphyllobothriidea; Diphyllobothriidae
Source: the annotation of a GenBank genome assembly
AUGUUCACAAUAUUGCAGAAGCUCUGUCUCCAGCUACCGCCCGACCUGCCGCGCAUCCUGCCUGACAUCUGGCAACCAGAUGAGGUUGCCCGCGCAGUGACUUGUGGAGUAGACAUAUUUGAUGGUACCCUACCUUUCCGUCUCUCGCGAUCUGGCCUUGCAUGGCUCUAUCCUGGCUGGACGCCGACCAGC